UUUCCUGCAUGAAACAUAAACGAUGGUAGAAAUACGAAAGAUAAUAAAAGAUUGAAGCAGAAAACAUAUAUAAAGCAGGGACUGAUAUCGAUGCGAUUGUAUCGCUCCGUAUACACCAAAGCAGUAUAAAAUCGUGUCGCGGCCGAAACGCCAAUUAUGUCUCGUAUUGUUUUCGUUCUUCUGGUCGUUGUCGCAGUACUAUCGACCGUUCUGGGCUCGGAUUUACCGGGAAAGGAAUCUGAAAAGAAGAAAUGUGGAAAAAAUGAAGAAUGGACCGAUUGCAAUUCAUUGUGUUCUCCAGCUUGUGGACAAAUGAAGCCAACAGUUUGUCCUGAUAUCUGCAUCCCCGGUUGUCGGUGUAAACACGGGUUCUUGAAAAACAAGCGGAACCAAUGCGUUCUUCCUCGCGACUGCGACUGUUAAUAAUUAAUUGGAAACAAUUUAUGUCCAAACUGCAAUUUUCGGAGAUAUGAAUGUUGAGAAAUUCUUUUAAAAACAUAAGCAGUUUUACUGUAUUAAGCAUGUCAAAUUUUUUACGUUUUUAUAUCUGCAUCAUAAAUAUUUGAUAUUAUAUAUAUAUGUGUAUGUGUGUGUGUGUGUGUGUAUGCGUAUGUACGUGAUAUAAAAAACAUUGUAAAAUGUUAAGAUAUCGUAUUACGACGCGAAUUUCGUGCUUACCGAGAUAUUGGAACGAUAAAUAGAAUACGUAGCUAAAAGGCAGCAACAAAAGUAUGCAACAAUAAAUUUCGAAAUUACAUGUAAAUGUUAAAAUCAUAUAUAGUUCUUACUUAUACAUGCUUAAAAUGUAAAACUGAACUUUGAAGAGAAAUCCUGUAAAACGUGAUGUAUCUAACGAUUCAUAAAUAUUUGCAAAAUAUCGUGUCAUGAAUUAUACACGUAAUAGCUAUCAAUCAUGUAGGUAUCGAAACUUCAACGAAUGUAAAAUUAACUGCGCGUUUUGAAUUAUUAAUUGUGAGCAAAAAGUUAAAAAUAUAAAUUAUAUUAUUUAUCGUUAAAGCGCUCUUCUCUAAUGUUGCAAUAUUCGAAGCGAUAACUAUUGCUAUAUAUAAAAUGAUGUAAAUUAAACUUAUCGUUGGAAGCAUGAAUAAAAGUGAUAGAGCGAAACGUACAUCGAUAAGAAAAAACUAAUAACAUCUCUUGAAUAUAAAAAUCACGCCGUUAAAUUAAAAUAUGUUAGAGAGUUUGUACAAUGACGGUCAUAAUAGUAUGUAUCUAUGAUCCCAAGUAAUUUAAUAUGUUGCCGCAUAUUAUUUGAGUGCAUAGAAUAAUUGUAUAAAUUAAUUAUAAUUUUGUUGAUUUAAAAAAAAAGGAGCUUCGCAGAGCAGAUCGCCGCUGCAAGGAUGGAUAUGUAUUCAAUAAUGACAGGCAUUGCGUUUUACCGUCACAGUAUGAGUCAUCAUAAACAAAGAUGCGAUUAAAAAUUGUUUUAAUUGAUAAAUAAAACGGCGGUUGCGUGAGAAAGAAUAUAAUUUUGAGAUAAGAGUAAUCAGUGACGACAAACAAAUACAAGAUGUAUCAAAGUCAACGAGUAUCAUCGAUUCUCGGAACCAAUUUCUCGCCGAAGUAUUGUGUCACCAAUAAUUUUCGAAUAAUUAGUAGAAAUUAGAAAAUUGUAUUCUUUAAACGACUUCAAAUAGAUUGUGGUUUAUAAGAAUUUUAAAACAUGAUAAUAAA
Harpegnathos saltator (Jerdon's jumping ant) is the source of this 1695-nucleotide messenger RNA. Its product is annotated as chymotrypsin inhibitor-like. The transcript is spliced from 3 exons. Bases 157 to 423 code for a protein of 88 amino acids. Lineage: Eukaryota; Metazoa; Arthropoda; Insecta; Hymenoptera; Formicidae. The record is from RefSeq and is a predicted model, not a curated record.